Molecule: messenger RNA, 2237 nt
Organism: Asterias rubens (European starfish)
Lineage: Eukaryota; Metazoa; Echinodermata; Asteroidea; Forcipulatida; Asteriidae
Product: ankyrin repeat domain-containing protein 16-like
Exons: 8
Coding region: 201-1325 (374 amino acids)
Biological process (GO): RNA processing
Molecular function (GO): RNA nuclease activity; protein binding; RNA binding
Source: RefSeq, a predicted model, not a curated record
ACCCUACAUGUUCACAGCAAAAACUGGGGAAAGAUUUUCCGUAUCCUGCCACCACUUUUAGUUUACUAUUUCAUUCAUUCACACUCCUCCUCAAAAACAUGUCAACUGUCAACCCCACUCAAAAAAGCAGUGAGUUCAGUCUCCUCACAGUCACACCACCCACCUAAAUACCAACAAUACAGUGGGCAUGAUGGCAACUGAUGGUCAAUUGUAGAUUGGAGCUAUGUUCUGAAAUGCAAAAACUGGGAGAAAACUUUGCCAGUGCUGCACAAAAAGGAGAUCUAAAAUCCAUGCAGCAUCAGCUUUCCAGUUUGCAAUGUGAACCCAAGGACUUGUUGGAGUACAGUCGACCCCGCUCUGGGGACCGGCCGGUUCAUUUGGCGGCCAGACAUUCUCAACUUGAGGUACUGGAAUUGUUGACAGCUGCCGGAGUGGACUUGGAGGUUGCAAACUUUGACGGGAAGCGAGCACUGCAUGAAGCGGCCAUAUCGGGACAUUUCAGCUGCUUGGAAUUCUUGUUAUCGUCCGGGGCAUUAGUGGAUCCUCUGAAGAGAGCUGAUUGGACGCCACUGCAUCUAGCAUGCACUAAAGCAGAUAUUACCAUCAUCCAGCGACUUAUCCAACAUGGAGCUAACCCCAAACUAAGGAACAAAGAUGGCUGGAAUGCUUUUCAUAUCGCCUCAAGGGAAGGCCAUGCAGAAAUACUGAGUUAUCUUCUGGAUCAAUAUCCAGAUUUGUGGGAUACGGUCAGCAAGAACGGACGCACACCUCUUCAUACUGCUGCCCUCCACGGCAAGAUCGGUGCAGUGAAGCUGCUUCUAACCCGGGCAGAGACCCCAGUAGAUCGGGCAGACACCUGUGGAUCAACCCCACUCAUGGAUGCACUGCGGGAUGGGUUUGUUGACGUGGCAAAACUUCUUGUGGAUCAGCAGGGGGUUGAUGUUCAUAAAUGUGAUGUCCUCGGAAGGAGUGCUGUACAUCUGUCCUCCCAGGCUGGUUGUAAACCAUCGGUUAUUUUCCUUGUCAAUCAACAACAUGUGAAUGUGGACGUGCCAACUUUAACGGGAGGGCAUACAGCGCUACAUCUAGCAUCCAAGGAAGGCCAUUUUGAAAUGAUUGAGCUACUACUCUCACUCGGUGCUGACAUCAACGCAACGGACGACAAAGGCAGGACAGCCCUACACAUUGCUGCUGGAAUUCAACACAAGCUCUGCAUCGAGACUUUGCUAAGACUCGGUGCCGUGAACUGCCCUGACAAAAGCGGGCAAACCCCCAGUCAACUCAUUACAAAACCAGACAUUCUCCAACUAUUUGACGUCUCGUGACCCCUGUUACAAUAAUUGCACGAUCAUAUCCAGUUCACUUAUUAGUAGACUGCCUGUAUACUGUGUAACGUUUGAAAAUAAGAGACACAGAACAUGGACUUCAUGCAGGCACAAGCUGUACCGAUACCAAAUCAAUCACACAAAACAUACCUGCCCUCACAGAUACCCAUUAACCCCUGGUUGAAGAGUAGUAGUUAGAGUGGAGUGUCAUGCUCAAGGACCCAGGUGUCACAACCAGGAUUCGAACCCACAACUCGAGUCUGGUGACCGCUCGGCCAUGCCACACUUGAAGGCUUAAACCGAUUCUCUUUGAGGGACUGUGUGUAGUUUUCAGAAAAAGGAAAACAAAACCUGAUCCUCAUUACUAAAGAUGAGGGAAAGGUGUUGACUGCAAACUAAAUCCGACAAUCUCAAGAAAUAUUCUUGCGCAAACAGAAAGUAUAAAUCAUAAUUUACUCUUCUAAUAUAAUAUAUAAAUACAUUUGAGUUCAGUUGAAAUCACUUUAAAAAUCAGAACUUUAACUCAAAUGAUAUUCUACUUUGUCUGAUAUUCCAUCCAAAUCACACAGUUUCGUUCACAGUUUUUUUAAAGAGAUCAAGAAUGUUACUAAAAAGUAGUGGCACAAAUUUGUAAAGAAAAAAAAAUCCACUUAAGUAUUGGGCCAUAUAAAAUAUGAGGAAACCAAGGGAAAAUGUGCAAUUCCUGUAACCAGGCAUGAUAUUUGGUCCAAGAAAAUGUAGGAAAACUGUUUCGAGAACAUGGGCUCGCCUAAAUGCACAUGUAGGCAGUAAUUAAUUAUAUUUUUUCCCUGAUGUUAUAAGAGCAAACAAAUUGGGAAAACACACUCAAGUAGGAAGAAUUUUCUUAUUUUACUUUCCUUAUUUGUCAUAGAAAGAAAAGGAGGGGGGGGG